This is a messenger RNA of Vicia villosa (hairy vetch), 604 nucleotides long. RefSeq lists its product as uncharacterized. Gene Ontology annotation, biological process: proteolysis. Lineage: Eukaryota; Viridiplantae; Streptophyta; Magnoliopsida; Fabales; Fabaceae. Gene Ontology annotation, molecular function: cysteine-type peptidase activity. Bases 86 to 604 code for a protein of 172 amino acids. The transcript is spliced from 5 exons. The record is from RefSeq and is a predicted model, not a curated record.
CUGGUUGCUGCUUGCUAUCAACCCUAUAAGGGAAGUCGUGUAUUAUCUGAAUUCGGUAAACGGUGAAUGGACCAAUUAUCAGGCCAUGAAGGACAUCGUUGAUUUAUCAAUACAAGUGUUCCGAAGUCAACGGGACGCACAGGUAUCCCGAACUAAAUCUAGCAACAUUACUUGGAUCCAAGUGCAGUGUCCGCAACAGCGAAACAGUUACGAUUGCGGAUACUUUGUAUUGAGGUAUAUAAAAGAAAUCCUUCAGGCAAAUCAAUUAGAGAUUCCGCUCACGUACCUUGACGAAUUCCGUGCCGCUACAUACCCGAAACUUAAGUUGGAAGAAAUAAAAGAGGAUUUGAGUCAUUUUUACAUUAAGCACUUUUUCAUGAGAGAUCCGCCGGCAGUGUUGGUUGAUCGUCGCCGAAAUGAGGUUGUUGCUGUAGGAGCCGCGGAAUCGUGGUGCUGGGAUCGUCGUUAUGCAGAUCACGGCGUCGGAGUUGUGGUUAAACGGAAUGGAUCUGAGUUUGCGAUUUCGGUGGUGAAAGUAGUCGGUACCGUGUCAAAAUUGAGGCUACCGCGGUUGAGGUCAAAGGCCGGUGGAGGGUGGCCGUGA